UAUUCAUCAUUACUUAUUUACAUUUUUUUUUUACAUUAAAUUACCUGUAGUUUGAGGUGCACAGAGCUGCACGUGCGACUGAAGUGAAACAGAGGGAGGUCUAGAAGUCUCGCUCUGUGCCGCACGCGCCUCCUUUAAACCGGUUUACCGUUAACUGGCUCAGCCCAGGAUAAUCCCUAACCCAGAGCUCAUAGCGGAGAAUUCCUACACGGAGCUCGGGGAAACUAUUUACACAAAAAAUGUACAUUUUAUAAAUAAUGUAUUAUUAAUGGCCGGUCCCUCGUCAUGGUUUUAUAGGGCUUUAUACACCGGGUUGAUCAUGUAAACCCUCUCGCGCCGCUGCUGUGUGUCACCUGUACAGGUAGCUAAUGCUAAAGUCACCUCAGGUAAAUUACUUCGACGGAAACCCUGUCGAAAGAUUAGUCUUUAGCUGUUUUUUUUUUUUGUUUUUUUUUGUUUUUUUCAUUUUAUUUUAUUGAUAUGAAGUAGACUGAACGGAUUUUUUUUGCAUGAGUCGUGGAAAAGAAGAGGAUAAAAGAGGGCCAGGUCGCUCAGCUAACAGGUGAAGGAGGAAAUAUUUAUCCUGACUGAAGUGAGAAAAUGGAAGUGGUGCCCAAAGAUGGGGCUGCAGUGGGGGCCGCGGGGGAGCUCCAGAGGUCAGACACCCUCAACUCCACAAGUUCGUCUGGGGCGCGCAGGAGGACCGGAGGAGCCAAGAAGCAGAUGCAAGCCAACAAGUCCAAACUCCGAGCACCAAGAGCUCUGUGCUGCCUUACACUCAGCAACCCCAUUCGCAUGGCCGCCCUAGCCCUUGUGGAGUGGAAAUAUCCUUCGGCGGCUCCCUUUGAUAUAUUCAUCUUGAUAGCCAUCAUUGCUAACUGUGUAGCCCUUGGUGUGUCACGACCGUUUCCCGAAGACGAUUCCAAUGCCACCAAUCACAAUCUGGAAAAAGUGGAAUACAUCUUUCUGGUUAUUUUCACCAUUGAAACCUUCACAAAGAUCCUGGCCUAUGGUCUGGUCAUGCACCCCAGUGCCUACAUCCGCAGUGGCUGGAACCUGCUGGAUUUCAUCAUUGUCAUUGUCGGGCUCUUUAGCGUUGUGGCAGAGAUGGGGGAACACAAACGUGGAGAUGCCCAUCAUGCAUCCGGUAAACCAGGUGGCCUGGAUGUCAAAGCUCUCAGAGCUUUCAGAGUACUACGACCUCUACGCUUGGUCUCUGGCGUGCCCAGUUUGCAGAUUGUGCUGAACUCCAUCAUGAAGGCUAUGGUUCCUCUGUUUCAUAUUGGUCUGCUUGUCAUGUUUGUCAUAAUCAUUUAUGCCAUUAUUGGCCUGGAGCUCUUCAUUGGCAGGAUGCACAAGACAUGCUACUAUGUCGGGACAGAACUUUAUGUGGAGGAUGAUCCGACACCAUGUGCAUUUGCCGGUAAUGGCCGUUUCUGUGUGGGUAACAAUACCGAGUGCAGGGGAGUCUGGGAAGGCCCCAACGGCGGCAUCACGAACUUCGACAACAUCUUCUUUGCCAUGCUUACUGUUUUCCAGUGCAUUACUAUGGAGGGAUGGACUGAUGUUUUGUACUGGAUGAAUGAUGCGAUUGGUUAUGAGCUGCCCUGGAUUUAUUUUGUGUCUCUAGUCAUCUUUGGAUCCUUCUUUGUUCUAAACCUUGUUUUGGGUGUUUUGAGCGGUGAGUUCUCUAAGGAAAGAGAGAAGGCUGUGUGUCGUGGUGAACUUCAAAAGGCUCAGGAGAAACAGCAGAUGGAAGAGGACAUGGUGGGCUACAUGGACUGGCUCAUUGAGGCUGAGGAUAUGGAUGAAGAUGGCAAUAAACGUGCUGUGGUGGCGAAGAAAAAAAUGAUGAAGAAAUAUGGCUGGUAUAAACACAGUGAAGACGGAGAAUCAGAUUCAGACUCAGAGUUCGAGGCUUUCCUAGAUGAUGAUAAUGGCUGCUGUGCCUCUAUACAGGCCAAACUGCUGACUAUAAGCUUCUGUGAGCAGCUUUACCAUUUGAACUUAGUCCUAAGGAAGAACUGCCGAGUGGCAGUGAAGUCCACUAACUUCUACUGGCUGGUGUUGCUGUUGGUCUUCCUCAACACAGCAGCGAGUGCCUCAGAGCAUUACGGCCAGCCUCAGUGGCUCACUGAUAUACAAGAACGAGCAAACAAGAUCCUGCUGGCCCUUUUCACCCUGGAGAUGCUGAUGAAGAUGUACAGCUUCGGCUUCCAGGUCUAUUUUAUAGCUCUCUUUAAUCGGUUUGACUGCUUUGUGGUGUGUGGUGGGAUACUCGAGACUGUACUUGUGGAGAUGGAUGUGAUCCCACCUAUUGGUAUAUCUGUACUGCGAUGUGUCCGUCUCCUCCGCAUCUUCAAAGUUACUCGUCAUUGGGCUGCUCUCUCAGAUCUGGUCACCUCUCUGCUGAACUCAAUGAAAGCCAUUUGUUCCCUGCUGCUGCUACUCUUCCUCUUCCUCAUCAUCUUUGCCCUGUUGGGCAUGCAGCUGUUUGGUGGCAAGUUCAACUUUGAUGAGACCCAGAUGAAGAGAAGCACAUUCGACACCUUUCCCUCUGCCUUGCUCACUUGUUUCCAGAUUCUUACUGGAGAGGACUGGAACUCAGUUAUGUAUGAUGGCAUCAUGGCAUACGGAGGACCCAUUUUCCCCAACAUGAUUGUUUGUAUUUACUUUGUCAUUCUUUUUGUCUGUGGUAACUACAUCCUACUGAAUGUCUUCUUGGCUAUUGCUGUGGAUAACUUGGCAGGAAAUGGAAAAAAGAAAAAAGAAGAAAAACCAGAAGAGGAAGAGUGGGAAGAUGAUGAAGGCAGGGAAGAUGAUGAAACUGGAAAUGACACAGAUGACUGGGAGGAGAGUGAAGAGCUAAGAGCAAUUGAGGGUCUUGAGGGUGCUGUGCCAAUGAAAGUGGAAAGUUUUCAGCCCAAAGAGAAAAUUGUCCCCAUACCUGAUGGGAGCUCCUUCUUCAUUCUAGGCAAGAAAAACUGCCUCCGAGUUGCUUGUCACAAUCUCAUUUACCAUCCUUACUUUACCAACUUCAUCCUCCUCUUCAUCAUCCUUAGUAGUUUCUCACUGGCUGCUGAGGACCCAAUCAAAACUCAUUCAGUUCGGAACAUUAUGCUCGGCUAUGCUGAUUAUGUCUUCACCACUGUCUUCACCAUUGAGAUUAUACUGAAGAUGACAGUGUAUGGUGCUUUCCUUCAUCAAGGCUCCUUCUGCAGAAAUGCUUUCAAUCUCUUGGAUCUGCUGGUCGUCAGCGUGUCUCUGACAUCUUUCUUUCUGCAUUCGAGUGCCAUCUCUGUGGUAAAGAUUCUGAGAGUACUGCGAGUGCUCAGACCUCUCCGAGCCAUCAACCGAGCAAAGGGACUCAAGAGUGUAAUCCAGUGUGUGUUUGUGGCCAUCCGCACCAUUGGCAACAUCCUCAUUGUCACCACUCUCCUGCAGUUCAUGUUUGCGUGCAUUGGAGUACAGCUCUUCAAGGGACGUUUUUAUAGAUGCACAGAUGAGGCCAAACACACACCAGAGGAAUGCAAAGGCACGUUUGUGGUGUAUAAAGAAGGCGAUAUGAAUCAUCCAAUGGUGAAGGAGAGGUUUUGGGUGAACAGUGAUUUUAACUUUGAUAACGUGCUGAUGGGCAUGUUGGCACUUUUCACUGUGUCUACGUUUGAAGGCUGGCCACAGAUUUUAUAUAAAGCCAUUGAUGCUAAUGCUGAGAACAGAGGCCCCAUCUACAACUGCCGUGUGGAGAUCUCAAUCUUUUUCAUCAUCUAUAUCAUCAUCAUUGCCUUCUUCAUGAUGAACAUCUUUGUGGGCUUCGUCAUCAUCACGUUCCGUGAACAAGGAGAGGUGGAGUUCAAAAACUGCGAGUUGAACAAAAAUCAAAGGCAGUGUGUAUACUAUGCUCUGAAAGCCCAACCUAUAAAGAUCUACAUACCCAAAAACCCAUCGCAGUUAAAGUUCUGGAGGAUCAUCAACUCCUCUCAGUUUGAAUAUAUCAUGUUUGUUCUCAUUCUGCUCAAUACACUUACUUUGGCUGUACAGCACUAUGAGCAGUCGAAGCUCUUCAACUUUGUCAUGGACAUCUUGAACAUGAUCUUCACCACGCUCUUCACUAUUGAGAUGAUCAUCAAACUGCUCGCUCUGCGGCCAUAUCACUAUUUUAUAGAUGCUUGGAAUUCUUUUGAUGCCCUGAUAGUGGUGGGGAGUUUGGUUGACAUCAUGAUUGCUGAGUUUAGUGGUGGUGGAGGUCAUGGAGAGGGUAAGGGGGAUGGGGAAAAUUCCAAGGUGUCCAUCACUUUCUUUCGGCUCUUCCGAGUCAUGCGAUUGGUCAAACUACUCAGCAAAGGCGAGGGCAUUCGCACGCUUCUCUGGACAUUUGUGAAAUCCUUACAGGCUUUGCCAUAUGUUGGUCUACUCAUCGCUAUGAUCUUUUUCAUUUAUGGUGUAAUUGGGAUGCAGACGUUUGGGAAGAUUGCUAUAGAUGACGACACAGAGCUCAAUCGCAACAACAACUUCCAGACCUUUUUCAUGGCAGUGCUCCUGCUCUUCAGAUGUGCAACAGGAGAGCAAUGGCAAGAGAUUAUGCUGGCAGCACUGCCAGGCCGACGGUGUGACCCUGAGUCAGAUUAUGAGCCAGGGGAGGAGUACAGCUGUGGCAGCAAUCUGUCCUACCUGUAUUUCAUCAGCUUCUUUGCUCUCUGUGCUUUCCUGAUCAUUAACUUGUUCAUUGCUGUCAUCAUGGACAACUUUGAGUAUCUGACCAGGGACUGGACCGUGCUGGGCACUCAUCAUUUGGAUGAGUUUAAGAGAGUGUGGUCAGAUUAUGAUCCUGAAGCCACGGGAAGAAUCAAGCACUUAGAGGUUGUGACCAUGUUGCGCCGAAUUCAGCCUCCCCUUGGUUUUGGCAAACUCUGUCCUCACCGGGUUGCCUGUAGGAGGCUGGUCACUAUGAACGUGCCUCUUCAUCCUGAUGGUACUGUGUCUUUCAACGCGACCCUGUUUGCUCUUGUCAGAUCUUCACUCAAGAUUAAAACUGAAGGGCCAAUUGACAAGGAGAAUGAAGAAUUGAGAGCCAUUAUUAAAAAGAUCUGGAAGCGCACCAAGCCUAAACUCCUUGAUGAGGUUAUACCACCCCCUGCAGGAGAGGAGGUGACUGCGGGAAAGUUCUAUGCAAGUUUCCUCAUCCAGGAUUACUUCAAGAAGUACCGUAAGAGGAAGGAAAAAGAGAAAAAGAAGAAGGGCAAGGAUAAGUCAGCUUCCCUUCAGGCUGGGCUGAGAACUCUGCAGGAUUUGGCUCCAGAGAUGAGGCUAGCUAUGGAAAUGGAGGAGGGCCAGGAGGAGGUGUUCGAAGGUGAUAUGAUAGAAGAGGAGGAGUUCUUCAGGAGUGACAGUGUCUUCAGUGAUGGUCAUCUGACUCCAUCCUUGUCCACCCCCGUGGGCACUCCAUUGCCCCUGCAGUUUGAAGAGGUUAGCGUGAGCAUCGAGCCCCCUCCUGGUGAUACUCUGAGGCUAGAGGAGGCGCUGGAGGACUCUCGACCGGCCUCAGCACUCUCAGAGAAUGAGGUGGUGCUUGAGCAGCCACACAGGCUGACUCCUCUGCCCAGAAGGCCACCUGGCACUCAGUUACCACCUCCUCCGGAUGAAAGGACGCAGAGUGCAGGAGGUGAAGGAGAAAGCACAGGGACAGGAGGAGGAGUAACAAGUGCUACUGAACAGAGUCAAGUCGACAAGGAAGACACUCAGAGCACAGUGUCACAUGACAGACAGCAACAUCUAGAAGCCCCUCCCUCAACACAGACUGUACCUCCUCCAGUCUCCAGUGGCAAUAAUGCAGAAGCGGCAUCAUUACAGCCAGGCAACGUUAACAGCAAUGGUUACAAAGUUGCUGAAAACGGCUAUAGUGGGAACACUUACUCUACUAGUAGCUACAAUGCUUACCAUUCAAAUGGCUACAAUGGCAAUGUUUCACCUACAAAUGGCUACAAUGGCAAUGUUUUGCCAACAAAUGAAUACAAUGGCAACACUUCACAUACAAAUGGCUACAAUGGCAACACCUCACAUACAAAUGGCUACAAUGGCAACACUUCACAUACAAAUGAAUACAAUGGCAACACUUCACAUACAAAUGAAUACAAUGGCAACACUUCACAUACAAAUGGCUACAAUGGAAGCACAUACCCAGUAAAUGGCUACAAUGGAAAUGGUUACCAAAGUAAUGGUUACCACAGCAACGGUUACUCCAGCAAUGGUUACAGUGCCAGUGGAUACAGCAGCAAUGGCUAUGGUGGCAACAGACAAAACAGUAAAGGAUAUGCAACUCGAAGACGCUUCCUUCCUCCCACUCCUUCAGGACGCAAGCCAAAUUUCACUAUCCAGUGUUUGAGGAGACAGGACAGCAUUGAUGACAUCCCCAUCCCUGGUACUUAUCACCAGAACUCACCUCCCUGCAGAGCACGAGAGCAAACACAAAACAAUUAUGACUCUCGGCGCAGCAGCAUGUCCUCAGCAGCCUCGUCAUCCUCAUGGGCGAACACUCAGACGCGGCCGGGCCGUGUGCUCUAUGCUCCCCUCAUCCUGGUGGACGAGGCAGGUGGAACUCAGACCAUUUGGAGCGACACUAAUGGUAGCACCAGCCUGCCAGCUGCAGCCCGUCCCGGGUGGCACGCAAACCAGGGUGUCUCUCUGUCCCAACGGCAGCAGGCAUAUGCUACUCUGAGGGUGCCGUCCCAGCAAGCCCCAGGCUACAUGGAGAAAGGAAGUGCUGACAGCCUCGUAGAGUCGAUCCUAAUAUCUGAAGGCUUGGGCCUCUACGCCAAAGAUCCCAAAUUCGUAGACUUUACUAAGCGAGAGAUCGCUGACGCAUGCAACAUGACCCUGGAUGAGAUGGAGACUGCCGCGACCGACUUGCUGAGUCGAGGUGCACCUGGGCAGCCAGUCAGACCCUUCGAGGAGGAUCUGUCUGACGAAAUGAACUGUGUGAUAUCAUACUGAGGGUUCUCACUUUGAGAGAAUGAAAGAGGAGAAUAAAGACAUAUUAAAGAGAUAAAGAGAGAGAUAAACAAAGAAAGCAGUUUGGUGCCAGAAUGGGUAAACUGCAAGGUGGCAGACUUUCUCUGUGCUACUUUUGCAGAUUCACGAUAGUGUAUUGAGCUGUGCUUUUCUGACUUAUUGAACAUUAUAUGAUUUUAGAUGUGAGAAAGAAAGCAGCCUUUGACUGACAUUCAACUAUAAAUGGACAAGUUCACAGUAUUAGAUAAAUAACGAUUUACCUGACAAUAUGGCACAAUACAAUUUAAUAGAUGUUAUCAGAAUAAACAUAUCUAAUAUACAGACCAAUACCUGAUCUGCUGACUAUAAGCUUAUCAAGGAUACUGAUAUUACAGCUCUUAGUAAUCCUAAUGAUCCUUUUUACCUUUAUUCUGCUUAUAUGUUACAAGGAUUUUUGUCUAUUGUAUUAGAAAUGAAUGCCCAGGAAAGCAGUAUUAGCCUUAUAUUGUAAUGAUAGUUUAAAAAGAAAUAGAUUAAAAUGUUGCAUACUUUAUAAAUGUCUCUUUUGUUUUACAGAAUGAGCUAUUAUUUAUUAUGCUCUGUUAUUAUGUUGAUACUCCACAGUUUUAUGUAUGUGAUAAAUCAUUCUACUCUUUUAAACUUCUUUUACCGUUUAAUGCACAUUGGUUUUUUUCUCCACAAUCAAUCCAAGGCAUUUUAUUCUAACCCUUUUUACCCUUUACUUAUUUUUGACUCCAAACCUGGUUGCCUCUGCCAGGAGGUCCAGACAUGGCCAUCAAUCUUUUAACAAUUAUGACCCCAAUCCUAAUCAACACAGAAACUGUUUCAGUGUUUUGCAAUGAUCAUCUCAUUGUCUGUAUUUGAAUAAUAUUAAAAAUCUGUAGUCUGAAUUAAAGAUGGCAGUUCACAUAUUCUGCUUCAAAUGUUGUGUAUGGAGGAGGGUCCAAGAUCCUCUACAACAGUCUGCAUCCUUGUUAGGAAUACAUUAAGAGGCUCAGUGCCGUCAUUCUGUAAUAAUGCUAAAUAAUG
This is a messenger RNA of Pangasianodon hypophthalmus (striped catfish), 8037 nucleotides long. RefSeq names its product calcium channel, voltage-dependent, L type, alpha 1F subunit a (gene cacna1fa). Gene Ontology annotation, biological process: calcium ion import across plasma membrane. Gene Ontology annotation, molecular function: calcium ion binding; high voltage-gated calcium channel activity. The record is from RefSeq and is a predicted model, not a curated record. The transcript has 48 exons. NCBI's taxonomy places the organism in Eukaryota, Metazoa, Chordata, Actinopteri, Siluriformes, Pangasiidae. Gene Ontology annotation, cellular component: voltage-gated calcium channel complex; membrane. The coding region runs from base 601 to 6990 and encodes 2129 amino acids.